AACAAACCCAAAACUUAAAGUAAAAACUAUAGUUGCGUAUGAAUAUGAUUAUGGAUAGCGGUCAUUCACAUACCAUACAACGGGCAUCACCUGUACAGGAGUGCCCACAAGCCAAGGAUUUACAAAUAUCAACUACUCCACCAACACCACCCAAUGAUGAUAGUUAUCAGGGAAAUACAAAUAAUCAAUUAUCACCAAAGACCACCACCACAUCACCAACAACUAAAAGCACUUUGAAACGUUCAUUUGAUGUGGCAUUUCUAAUGAUGCCCGAUGAACGUUUAAAAAAUAAUCAAGUGGAAAAACAAAGACCUCAGCCACAAUUCUAUCAGCAAUUGAAUAAACAACCGGAAAUAACAGUAAAACAAGAUUUGCGACGGUAUCCACAAAUAAUGGUGAAAACUCCACGCAUCUAUGAUGAUCCGACGCUGGUAAUAAGUUCACCCGAAUGGGAAGCAACACCUUUAAGAAGUGCUUUUACCAAGGUUCCCUCACGUUUGGAAUCACCCGGCCAGCCCGCUCCUCCUUUGAGUCCAGAUCAGCUGAGCUGUUCUUCAAUGAGUCCUCCCGUCGCUACAACACCACCACGUUCUGCCAGCGCCAGUAGUAAUGACAUCAUAUCUAUUGACAGUUUGCCUUCAUCACCUACUAGCAUGUCGCCGAAUAUGGUUUAUCAAAAUUUUCGCCCAGAAUAUUCACCAAAUGGAGCUUUUCAUUCGGUCCAGACACUUCAAACGCAAAGACUAAAGCAACAAUUGCUCUAUCGUCCGAAUCUUAGUCAAGAACAACAGUCUUCAGGUCCACCACCACCUUCCAGUCCACCAGAGUUUUUCCCUGUUUAUCCAGGAUUUCCAUUUCCUCAUGGAGCUGGUAAUGUACCGCAUCCAUUUGCGGGUAUUCCUCAUCCGGAAUUGCCUAGAAUCGUGCAAAAUCCUGCUGCUGCCGCCAUACUCUCCACCCUGAUACCGCCUACUUUGGCCUCAACAUUCACACUUACGGCCCAGAAUGUAUGUGCGAAAUGUAAUAUUAGUUUCCGUAUGACUAGUGACCUGGUGUAUCAUAUGCGUUCUCAUCACAAAAGUGAAGUAGCGACGGAUCCCAAUCGGCGUAAACGCGAGGAAAAACUUAAGUGUCCCGUUUGUCAGGAAAGCUUUCGAGAGCGUCAUCACUUAACACGCCAUAUGACGGCCCAUCAAGACAAGGAAAGUGACCAGACCAACAGCACCCCCAAUAGUUCUUCAAAUAAUAGUUUUGCCGGCAAUAAUAGCUCUCGUCAUAGUAGUCAACGGCCUGCAGCUUACAACAAAUGA
Lucilia sericata (common green bottle fly) is the source of this 1310-nucleotide messenger RNA. RefSeq lists its product as uncharacterized. The transcript has a single exon. NCBI's taxonomy places the organism in Eukaryota, Metazoa, Arthropoda, Insecta, Diptera, Calliphoridae. The coding region runs from base 39 to 1310 and encodes 423 amino acids. Gene Ontology annotation, biological process: regulation of DNA-templated transcription. The record is from RefSeq and is a predicted model, not a curated record. Gene Ontology annotation, cellular component: nucleus.